Molecule: messenger RNA, 573 nt
Organism: Protopolystoma xenopodis
Lineage: Eukaryota; Metazoa; Platyhelminthes; Monogenea; Polystomatidea; Polystomatidae
Source: the annotation of a GenBank genome assembly
AUGGGCGGAGGUGGGCCAUCGGACGGAAUGGUUCGCGGUUGCCGGGCCCGAGGCUGCCCGUCGCGGGACCGUUGGCCGACGGCGUCUGCGCCCACUCCGAGCGCCGGCCGUGAGCGCCAACAAAGAUGGGUUCUCGAGAUGCGUCAGUCCUCCUUUGCGGCGCUCGACUCGCAGGUCAGGGGUCAAUUAGUGCCUCUGUGUGUGUGUGUGUGUGCGGAAAUCGUCUUGCCCUUGGUUGUGAUGAGCGAGAGGCUAUCUCCUUUGAUUCAACACUUGCGAGAUGGGCAAAUAUGUGGAGCUGGUCGUCUCGUCUCGUCUCGUCUCGUCUCGUUUCGUGUCCCAGUCCGCCUCGGGACAGUCGCAGCGACGAGCUGGCCUCGGCGCAUCCACUCGCCAGUCCGUGCAGGCCGCCACGGACAGCCAAUCACAGCUCGCCGGCUGGCCCAGUCCUACGGGCGGACAGGCAAGCAGGCGGGCAGAGGCAGGCUGAGGCAGGUUGAGGCGGCUCGUCUGAUUGGCCCAGCCGGCGGGUCGACGGAUCAAUAUCCAUCCGUUGGCCUGCUCAGCCAGUAG